UCCAAAAGCAGCUGCACAUUUCCCAAACCCUCCCACCACCUACUGCUUUCUCUCCCCUCUCAUCUCCUCCUUCAUACUGUCUCACCAAUAAAAUUUACUCAUUUCACUAUCCAUUUCCGCCUCUGCGUGUAUCCAUAUCCGCCUCCGCUCCGAUCCUUCUCCUCCGCGAUUGCUCAGUAAGUCUCCCCCCCUCUCUCUCUACAUUUCGAUACAAUCGGUGUAUUUAUCGAUUACAAGCUGCGGAAUUAGAUACAUACACAAUUUAUCCAUGCAAUUAACUAGCAAUCGGAGAAUCUGAUAAAUGGGGCAUAAGAAGCGAAACGUCGCUCCUCGCUCCAAACCGCCGCCGUCUGCCGCGGACGAUGCCUCCUCCGCCGCCGCCGCCGGUGCCGGUGGUGGUGGUGAUUCGAUUCUAGAUAAUUCCGCAAACCCCUCCGUGAAAGCACUAGCUAAAUCGGAGCCUGAGGUGGAAUUGGAGGGAAUUGAGCCCUACGCUUCGAUUAAGCCUGAAUGCGAGCGCGCCCUAACAGCGCUGCGGCGCGGGAACCACACCAGAGCGCUGAGAUCGAUGAAGGAGCUGUGCUCGAGGUACGAGAAUUCCGCUGACGCGGCGCUGAUCCACCGCGUCCAGGGGACUAUAUGUGUGAAGGUGGCUUCUAUAGUGGAUGACCCGAACGCGAAGCAGCGGUAUCUGAAGAAUGCGAUUGAGAGUGCGAGGAAGGCAGUCAAUCUGUGCCCCAACUCUGUUGAGUUUGCGCAUUUUUAUGCGAAUUUGUUGUAUGAGGCGGCGAACGAGGGGAAGGAGUAUGAGGAGGUGGUGCAGGAGUGUGAGAGGGCUUUGUCGAUAGAGAACCCCGUGGAUCCUGCUAAGGAGAGUUUGCAAGCGGAGAAUCUGCAGAAGAUUUCUACAGCUGAGGCGCGAGUUGCCAAUGUUCAGAGUGAGCUAAAGGCAUUGAUUCAGAAAUCGAACAUUGCAUCGAUUUCGACUUGGAUGAAGCAUUUGAGCAAUGGGGAGGAGAAGUUUCGAUUGAUUCCAAUCAGGAGGAUGCCUGAGGAUCCAAUGGAGGUCAGAUUGAUUCAGGCAAAGAGGCCGAAUGAGAUUAAGAAAGUUGCCAAGACGGAAGAGGAACGGAGGAAGGAAGUUGAGGUGAGAGUGGCAGCUGCCAGGCUUUUGCAGCAGAAGUCAGAGUCCCCUUCUUUAGGAAAUGAUGGGGAUAGUAUUAAUAACAAUGGAAAAGGUGUAGAUUCUUCUACAGGUACUGGACAGAGAGCAGGAGAGCGAAGGAGGUAUGGGAAUUCAAGGAAAAUUGCAUCAUCAGAUGAGAGGAGGGAUUCAGUACGGACAUAUUGGAACUCUAUGUGUUUGGAUGCAAAGAAAGAUUUACUUAAAAUUGAAAUUUCUGAACUAAAGGCACAUUUCAGCUCAUUGAAGGAUGUCUCACCAAGUGAGGUGCUUAAUGAGGCUUUAUCUUUUGGAGUGACGAACAAAAUGUGGAAGUUCUGGUCAUGCUGUCGCUGCAAUGAGAAAUUUGCUGAUGUGGUUUUGUUCAUGCAACAUGCUGUGGAGGAGCAUAUGAGCAGUUUAUUGCCCAGAAUGCAUUCAAUUCUGCCUCAGUGUGUGGAGGAUGAAUGGGCUGAAAUGCUUCUAAACUGUUCAUGGAAACCAUUAGAACUAAAUACAGCUAUUAGGAUGCACAAGCCACAAUCAACCUUGGAAGCACCUGAUUUCUUUGAAGAAUCGUACUCCAGCCAUGGCAUAAAUGGUUCAAAAGAAUACUUUCUUGAUACUUACUCUAAUGAAUAUGAUUGGGAUUCAUCACUAAGGAAUAAAAGAUCUGGUGACAAUUUCAACCAUGGUGUCCAAGAUGGCGGGGACUUUGAGGAUGUCAAGUGGAUGGAUUGUGAUGGAGAUCUGAGCAGUAAGGAAAGUUUACUCAAUGAAAAUUGGCCUCUAUCUGAUGACCCUGAGCGUGCAAAGCUUCUAGAGAAAAUCCAAGUCAUUUUCCAGUCACUUAUUAAAAACAAGUAUCUUGCUUCAAGUCACCUUAGCAAGGUUAUACACUUCGCCGUGGAGGAGCUUCAGACCCUUGCUUGCAAUUCUCAACUUCUUAGUUUCAACUUGGAAAAAACCCCCUUAUGUAUCUGUUUUCUGGGUGCCCCGGAGCUUAAGAAAAUCCUGAAAUUUUUGCAGGAAAUUUCUAAUUCAUGCGGUCUAAGUAGAUAUUCUGAUAAAAGUAAUUCUGAGGACAAUUCUAAAACUGUGAUGAAUGGCGUUGACUUUGUGGAGAAGAUAAAUUUUAGCCAAGAUGCUUCAUUUUUAAUCCUUGACGAGCAUUUUCUUCCCUGUAAGGUCCCUCGGUCUUCUAGUGAUGGCCCAGUCAAUUGUUCCAGUGUUGAAACUUCGUCCCAUCUUAACUAUGAGAACGGUAUAAUACUUGAUUCAGAUUCAUUGUUAUCCUGGAUAUUUAAAGGCCCCUCAAGUGGCGAGCAAUUGACAUCCUGGAUGCGAGCAAAAGAGGAGAAAGCCCAGCAUGGUCUUGAAAUUCUUCAGUUGCUUGAGAAAGAAGCUUAUCAUCUGCAAAGCUUAUGUGAUAGAAAAUCCGAACAGUUAAAUUAUGAGGAGGCAUUGCAGGCCGUGGAAGAUCUAUGUUUGGAAGAGGGAAAGAGAAGAGAACAUGUAACUGAUUUUGCCCGUCACAGUUAUGACUCUGUUCUCAGGAGAAGGCAAGAAGAACUUGGUGAUAAUGAGAAUGAAAAUGACAUGGCCUUUAUGAACAAUAGAUUUGAGUCGCAAGCAAUAAAAAAUGUUCUAAAGGAUGCAGAGUCCUUAAAUGUCAACCAAUUUGGUUUUGAGGAAACUUACAGUGGCGUGAGAUCACAGCUUUGUGACCUAGAAUCUGGUGAAGAUGAUGAUUGGAGAAGAAAAGACUAUCUUCAUCAGGUGGAUUCUUGCAUAGAAGUUGCAAUACAGAGACAGAAGGAGCAUGGUUCUCUUGAGAUCAGCAAACUCGAUGCCAGACUCAUGCAAAUACUCAUUGGGAUGCAGAAGCUGGAAAUUGAGCUUGAUCCUGCAUCUUCCCAUGAUUACCGCUCAAUCUUAAUACCUUUGCUUAAAUCAUUUUUACGGGCACGCUUGGAGGAUAUGGCAGAGAAAGAUGCCAGGGAAAAAUCUGAUGCUGCCAGAGAGGCAUUUUUGGCUGAACUUGCUUUGGAUUCCAAGAAAGGAACCACCACAGGAGUUGAAAAUUCAAAACAUGAAAAGUCGAAGGACAAAAAGAAGAGUAAGGAGGGCCGAAAAAAUAAGGACUUAAAGGCUAGUCAUUGGGAUGACCCAGAUGAUCAGAUAUCUGAAGAAAUAUUGCUUCCAAGUGCACAUGAUGAGGAGGUUGCAUGUUCUGAACUUGCCAAUAAUGGAACUAGUGAUGCCUUAAGACUACAGGAAGAGGAGUACAAACGCAAAAUUGAACUUGAAGCUGAAGAAAGAAAGCUUGAAGAAACUUUGGAAUAUCAAAGACGUAUAGAAAAUGAGGCUAAACAAAAGCAACUAGCUGAGCAACAUAAAAGAAACUCAAAAGUUGCAGGGGAGAAGGCUAAGCCAAUUUCAAUAUCUGAUUCUGACAUUAGGUGCAAUGAUGGUGAAAAAGAUGUCAAUGACCAGUGGACAAAUAGGAAGGAACCUUUGAUCCAGAAGGUGGCAUUCACUGAAAGUGUGCUAAGUGACUCUGCGAAUGGAGCUGUGAUGCAAAAUGGCUUUUCAAAUGGAGCUAUUCCUCAAGAAGGGGUUAUAUUUACUGAGCGACGCUCGGGAAAGAGGGGUAAACGGCAUAAGGGUCUAAACAAACCAAGUGACAGGAAAUCCCCUCCCCUGACAUCUGAAAAGGAGGAUAAUGGUUCUGUUCUGCCUAGAGAUGAGCUAAACUCACAUGGUGAUGGUGAUAAAGGAGGAAAAACAUUGAGACAGCUUAGUGCUGAGGAGGAUGAUGAAGAAAGGUUUCAAGCUGACCUUAAGAAAGCUGUCCGCGAAAGCCUUGAUACAUUACAUGCACCUAAAAAGCUACCUGCCAAGCCAAGUUUGGCAUUGCCGCAUAAGGAGAUUCCAGAAACCGGCGACUCACGUGUUUUAUGCGGUGAAGGCGCAACCGAUGUUAAUGGAAUGGAUACAUAUGGAACAGGGCUAAAAAAUGAAGUCGGUGAAUAUAAUUGCUUUCUGAAUGUCAUAAUACAGUCUUUGUGGCACUUAAGACGGUUUCGAGAUGAAUUUAUGCGGAGAUCAGUCUCAGAACAUGUUCAUGUUGGUGAUCCUUGUGUUGUAUGUGCUUUGUAUGAGAUCUUCAUUGCUCUGAGCACGGUAUGUAAGGAUAACCAGAGAGAACCUGUUGCCCCUACCUCUUUGAGAGUUGCUCUAAGCAACUUGUAUCCUGAUAGUAAUUUCUUCCAGGAGGGUCAAAUGAAUGAUGCUUCUGAAGUCUUGGGUGUAAUAUUUAAUUGUCUACAUCGUUCAUUCACUCCUGGACCUCAUGCAUCUGAUGUGGAACCGCUAAAUAGAUCUGGAACAGAUUCCUGGGACUGCAGUAAUGCUUCUUGUAUUGCUCAUUCACUUUUUGGAAUGAACAUUUCUGAGAGAAUGGACUGUUACAACUGUAGCUUGGAGUCUAGAUGUCUGAAAUACACAUCUUUUUUUCACAACAUCAAUGCCAGUGCUGUUAGAACUAUGAAGGUUGUGCGCCCAGAGAGCUCCUUUGAUGAGCUUCUGUAUAUGGUUGAGAUGAAUCACCAAUUAGCUUGUGAUCCUGAGGAUGGUGGAUGUGGAAAGCUCAACUAUAUUCACCAUAUACUCUCCAGCCCCCCGCAUGUUUUCACAACAGUCCUUGGCUGGCAGAAUACUUGCGAGAGUGUUGAUGAUAUAAUGGGAACAUUAGCAGCAUUAUCUACUGAGAUUGAUAUCAGUGUCCUUUAUCGUGGUCUUGAUCCAAAACAUAAACGUCAUUUGGUUUCAGUGGUUUGCUAUUAUGGGCAGCACUAUCACUGUUUUGCCUACAGCAGCGAUCAUGAACAGUGGAUCAUGUACGAUGAUAAAACCGUAAAGGUAAUUGGCGGCUGGAGUGAUGUCCUUGCAAUGUGUGAAAGAGGACAUCUACAACCGCAAGUCCUCUUGUACGAAGCUGUGAACUAGUACCUCGUGGGAUUUCCCUGUGCAACCUGAUGCUCUGAGUGUAUGAAGCUGUGGUAUUGAUUUAUGGAUGUAAUUCGUCCGCCCAUAAGAGUCUCUGAGCUAACUCUGACAGCUGAACCCGGGAAAUCACAGCCAGAAUCGUGCAAUAUACGUAGUUGCUUAAUAUACAGUGAAGAAGAGAACGGUGACCAAUUCUAAGCAAGCAUUAAGUCUUAACAACUCAUUGGGAAAAGAUGGCCUACAGCAGUGCUCAUGGAAUAAGUAUCUCCGGUGUCUUGCAAUUUUGAUACCAUACGUAUUGUUUGGGUCAAAGGCGUAAUAAGAAUCUCUUGGACUGGCAAUUUGUGCUUGAGCUCGUUGCCCGGUUAUCAGUAGCUGCAACUGUACACAGAAUUAUGCUCUACUUAGCUUCGAGUCUCCUCCUGUUUCCAUCAUAGAGAAAUUUGUGUAUAGAUCAGGUCUUCUUCAUCCCUUUGGAACCUCUCCCUGCAGCAUAUAAUGGCAACUUCCCCUUUUAAGCAAUCUAUUUAUAUGGGGGAAAAAAACUGUCUCAGACAUAAACUUCUGCCUUGGAAAUGGCAAUAAUUUUUGCUUAAAUGAAUCAUACACAGUUUUGUUA
Molecule: messenger RNA, 5792 nt
Organism: Salvia hispanica
Lineage: Eukaryota; Viridiplantae; Streptophyta; Magnoliopsida; Lamiales; Lamiaceae
Biological process (GO): protein deubiquitination
Molecular function (GO): cysteine-type deubiquitinase activity; protein binding
Source: RefSeq, a predicted model, not a curated record